Tricharina praecox is the source of this 1151-nucleotide messenger RNA. RefSeq lists its product as uncharacterized. The record is from RefSeq and is a predicted model, not a curated record. Lineage: Eukaryota; Fungi; Ascomycota; Pezizomycetes; Pezizales; Pyronemataceae. The transcript is spliced from 3 exons. The coding region runs from base 134 to 1060 and encodes 308 amino acids.
UGUUUAAAUGUCUGGCGCUGAGGCAAUGGGUGGAACGCUGAACAAGAGACCGUGGGAAAGUUAAAGUCCUUCACAUCCAUCACGACGUCCCACAAUCACCCCUCCCCUGCCUACACACUCGAACUCGCCCUCAAUGUUCGCCCGCGCAGUCACCCAUCAAUGCGUAUCGAUACCACGGCUUCUUGCAGUCCUUGCGGUCGUGCUCGCCCUACAUGCCACCCUCGUCUCGGCCCACAUGGCGAUGGCGGAUCCGCCAGCCCUGCGGUACAAGUCGAAUCCCUACAAGGUUGCCGAAGAUUACGAUUACCUCUCGCCGCUGUCGCCGUCGGGCAGCAACUACCCCUGCAAGGGCUACCAUGAGGAUCUCGGGACACCCGGCGGAAAGUCCGUCGCGACCUACAGUCCCGGGGGGAGCUAUAAAAUCCGGCUCGAUGGUUCGGCGACACAUCUCGGCGGCUCGUGCCAGCUGUCGUUCUCGUUCGACGGAGGAAAUUCUUGGCAGGUCAUCAAGUCAUUCGUCGGUGGGUGCGUGAAACCGGACCAGGGAAGUGAUCAGUCGUUCUCAUUUACGGUGCCGAAGGGGACGCCUGGCGGGGAAGCGCUGCUAGCAUGGACGUGGUUCAACAACCAAGGCAACCGCGAAAUCUACAUGAACUGCGCGGUAGUGACCAUCUCCGGCGGCAAGCGCAAGCUGAUGGCGCGCGAGGAAUUCAACGUACUCCCGUCAAUGCUCAAGAAGCGCGCACUGGGGCCCCAAGUCUUCCUCGCAAACCUGGGCAACGGCUGCACCACGCAGGCCGGUGCCGACGUUGAGUUCCCAGACCCGGGGAACAACGUGGAGCGCGGAGGCGCGGGGGAUACUGCCGCGCCCGUGGGGGAUUGUGGGAAGGUGGUGGUCAGCGGAGGGGCUGGAGGCACCGGCGGCGGCACCGGAGGCGGGAAGAAUUGUGAAUACUGGAGGGCUCAGGGUUAUUACUGCUCUGGCGCGAUCGGAGUCGAGGUGCAAAGGACGUUGGUCGUGCUGGUCGUCGUGGCGGCGUUUGCGGCAGCACUGUGGUAGGCGAAAGCAGUACGGACGGUCAGCGGGCAUAGGGGAACGGCGUUUAUCAGUUGUAUAUAUCAUUUGUUUGCUUUUACGAGGUCAAUGCCAU